ACGGUCACGUCGUACCUUUGCUCUCUGCUCUCACCUCAUAACAAAUUAUUCGUUGUCAAAAUAAUCCUAUAUGUUCCGCCGCCAGAGCAUAUUCAGCAGAAGCUGUCUCCAUCUCCUCCGUCACCAAAGAUCGUUCCAUUUCACAGCAAGCGCUCGCAGUGCCGUCAGCGCCGCCAUGGUAGAUACGGCAAAUACGUCGGGCAUCACUUCUGCAUCUCUCAAAGACACGCUGAUUGCCAAGCUAGACGCUCAACAUGUGGAAAUUGAAGAUAUGUCUGGAGGCUGCGGCCAAGCCUUCCAGGCAAUUAUAGUUUCUCCGCAAUUCGAUAAGAAAAACAUGCUGGCGAGACACCGGCUUGUCAAUUCCGUGCUCAAAGCGGAAAUUGCGGCUAUCCAUGCCUGGACACCCAAAUGCUACACACCAGAACAGUGGGAGAAUGCACAGAAGGGACAAUCUUAGUUUGAACAGAGAUGCUCGAUUGAGGGGGAUAUAAAUCUAUGCUGAGCCAGAACAGCUGCACGCAUUUCGACCACGGGAGUGCUGGAACUACAUCUAGAUAGCAUUUACCCUUCCGCCACUUUUGGAUUUUAUUUAAUUUUUUGUUUUAUUAUGAUACACUUGGGCUUCCGGCGUUUUUAAAAGAUGGCUUUUUUUAUCCACAGACAUAUCCUGAACGAGAAGAUUAGAUGGGAAACUGUGCAUAUGAAUCGAGAGAAAAGGACAAGCAUUUGCCGCGGUCUCAAACAUAAAAUAUGCUCACUAUACUACUUUCGCAAUGCGGACAAACGUAUCUUUUCAAAUAAUAAA
Molecule: messenger RNA, 808 nt
Organism: Histoplasma capsulatum G186AR
Lineage: Eukaryota; Fungi; Ascomycota; Eurotiomycetes; Onygenales; Ajellomycetaceae
Product: BolA domain-containing protein
Exons: 2
Coding region: 71-460 (129 amino acids)
Biological process (GO): intracellular iron ion homeostasis
Cellular component (GO): cytosol; nucleus
Molecular function (GO): 2 iron, 2 sulfur cluster binding
Source: RefSeq, a predicted model, not a curated record